AUGGCUUACAGUAACUGGUAUGACUGGAACAUGAGUCCCUCAGAAUCCAACAAUGAUGAUGCACAUCUGAACUUGAGAGAGUUAUCCAAGUAUCCGCUACCACUCGGGUUAAAACUCACAUUGACACCCGAGAUGCUUCCAUAUUCAGAACAAAAAACAAAUGUUGUUACUGAAACUUCAUGUCAACAUGAAUCGAAGAAAGUUGAGAAGUUGAAAGCUGUUCAUUUUCCAAUAUAUAUGCUUAUGAUCGGGCAUUUCAAGAUUGAGGCGAAAUAUCCUGCGGAUUUGGUAGCUAAGUUUUAUUAUGCUAAGCGGAAACUGGUGUGGGAGGUAAUGCGUGAUGGUUUAAAGGACAAGAUUGAAAUACAGUGGCGAAAUAUUUCAGCCAUUCAAGCUAUUAUCGAGGAUAAUUCGCCGGGUAUCCUAGAAAUCGAGCUAGACAAAGUGCCAUCCUUCUAUCGAGAGAUCGAACCAAAGCCCGGAAAGCAUACUGUGUGGACCUUAUCUCAUGACUUCACUCAUGGCCAAGCUUCCAAAUACAGGAAGCACUAUCUUCAAUUCCCUCCUGGAGUUCUCGACCAAUAUUACGCAAAGCUCUUGCAAUGUGAUAAUCGAUUGCUGGAACUGAGCAAGAGACCUUUUCCUAGUUCACAUGCUAUUUAUUUUGAUUCACAUUUGGAUAAGAGGACAACACAGCUUAGUUUCUGUCAUGAUGAUUCAAAACACAUAGACCAACAAGUUCAAAUGUUUGGCUAUAUGCCUCAAAUUACUGAUUAUAAUAAUAACCCAACUUCAGACGAGGCAAUCCACAAUCAAAUGCAUCAAGAACCAAUGAUGUCAACCUCUUGGAGUCAAGGGUUUCAUUAUGAGUAUGGCACUUCACUUUCAAUGGAGUCUGUCCCACAUGAAAGUUGCAUACAAGCACAGCCAAGUGGACCAGGAGUAGGAGGCUAUGAUUUCUCAGAAAAUGAAUUCAACUCAACAUAUAUGAUGGAUAGUGCCAAUGUAGCUUACCAAAAUGUUGGUCAAUCAAUUGAAGCAAGCCUGGUUUACAACACAAAUACAAGCACACAGUUUGAUUGGUCAAUGUUCACCUGA
Lathyrus sativus (Indian pea) is the source of this 1098-nucleotide messenger RNA. NCBI's taxonomy places the organism in Eukaryota, Viridiplantae, Streptophyta, Magnoliopsida, Fabales, Fabaceae. The record is from the annotation of a GenBank genome assembly.